GAGUCUAAACCGCUCAUUGUUCACUAAAGCUGAAAGCAAAAUUAAUCAUCAUGAGGCUGUGGGUGUCUCUUCUACUGGUCACUCUGGCUCUUUGCUGCUACCAGGCCAGUGCAAUAGUCUGUCCAGCCGUUGUUAUUGAUAUAGAAAACUUCUUAACCAUGCCUAUGUGGCUUUUUGAGAAGACAAUUAAAGUAUUUAAUGCACCAGCAGAUGCUGUUCAGGCAAAGUUGCAAGUGAAGCAAUGCACGGAUCAGAUGCCCAGAGAAGACAUACGCAAAAUUAAACACAUAUUGGUGCAAAUGCUUCCUAAGUGUCUCUAAUUGCAAGAUAUUAUAUUCUGUUUCCACUGUCCUCCAAUGAUACCUAAUUUCCAAUGCAAAAUGUAAAGGUUUCAACGUCUUGCUUUAAUAAAUUACUUGC
Molecule: messenger RNA, 420 nt
Organism: Tupaia belangeri chinensis (Chinese tree shrew)
Lineage: Eukaryota; Metazoa; Chordata; Mammalia; Scandentia; Tupaiidae
Product: secretoglobin family 1D member 2
Exons: 3
Coding region: 51-320 (89 amino acids)
Biological process (GO): signal transduction
Source: RefSeq, a predicted model, not a curated record